Molecule: messenger RNA, 2208 nt
Organism: Nematolebias whitei (Rio pearlfish)
Lineage: Eukaryota; Metazoa; Chordata; Actinopteri; Cyprinodontiformes; Rivulidae
Gene: plbd2
Product: phospholipase B domain containing 2
Exons: 12
Coding region: 1-1692 (563 amino acids)
Biological process (GO): phospholipid catabolic process
Cellular component (GO): extracellular region
Molecular function (GO): glycerophospholipase activity
Source: RefSeq, a predicted model, not a curated record
AUGGCGUCCAGGCAAAAUAUGCUGUGUACUCCGGGCGGUUUUGUAAAGGUUUUAAGUGUUUGUGUAAGUUUAUUGGGGUUGUGUUCGUCUGUUGGAGCAGAAAUACGAACAGCUGUUUUAGACGAACAGAGCGGACAGCUGUCUGUCGUCGACGGCUUUCAGGAGGACUUUGUAGCCUGGGCAAACUUUACAGACAGCAUCACAACAACAGGCUGGUCCUUCCUGGAGAUCACUACCAGCAGCGAAUACAAUGACAGCAUUCAAGCAUAUGCUGCCGGUGCGGUCGAGGCUGCAGUUACAUCAACGCUCAUCUAUAACCAAUGGAUGAACACCCUGGUGGGUUAUUGUGGGCCCUUCAUGUCUGAGAGUGGUUACUGCGAGCGCCUAAAGGCUUUCAUCACAAUCAACCUGCAGUGGAUACAGACUGUAAUAGAGUCAGAGCCAACUUCACCCUACUGGUACCAGGUGCGUCUGGUGCUGCUACAGUUGAAAGGUCUUGAGGAUAGCUACAAUGACCAGCUAUUAUUUCCAACAGGAACCUUUUCACUCAAUCCACUUGGCUUCCUACUUUUCCAAAUGGGUGGGGAUCUUGAAGAUUUGGAAUCAGCUCUAAAAAAAUCCCACAAAAGUCAACCCCUUGGUUCUGGCUCCUGCUCUGCUCUCAUUAAACUGCUGCCAGAAAAUAAGGAUCUGCUUGUGUCACAAGAUUCCUGGACAAACUACCAGUCCAUGCUGCGCAUAAUGAAGAAAUACAACUUUGCUUUUCAAACGUCCCUUUUAGACAAUAAUCCACUUCCUGGAAGAAUUCAGGCCUUCUCAUCUUACCCUGGAUCAAUUUUUUCAGGAGAUGACUUCUACAUUCUGAGCAGUGGCUUGGUUACAUUGGAAACCACCAUUGGCAACAGCAACGCUGACCUCUGGAAGUUUGUUCAGCCCACAGACUCUGUUAUGGAGUGGCUGCGGAACAUUGUUGCUAAUCGACUGGCUGCCACUGCCAAAGAAUGGGCAGAGAUAUUUGGAAAGUUCAACAGCGGAACAUACAACAACCAGUGGAUGAUUGUGGAUUAUAACCACUUCACGCCAGGAAAGACUGACAUUAAAGAGGGCCUUUUUGUUGUGUUGGAGCAGAUUCCGGGACUUGUUCUCUUUGCUGAUAAGACUCAAGAACUAUUGAAGAAAGGCUACUGGGCCAGUUACAACAUACCGUACUUCGAGGACAUAUUUAAUGUCAGUGGCUACAAUGAGCUGGUGAAAAAGUAUGGCUCGUGGUUUACCCUGGAUCAGAAUCCUCGUGCUCAGAUAUUCAAAAGAGACCAGACACGUGUUACGGAUUUGGACUCCAUGGUCCGUCUCAUGAGGUAUAAUAACUUUAAAGAAGAUCCAUUAUCAAGGUGUGAGGAAUGUAAUCCAUCUGAAAAUGGAGAGAACGCAAUCUCAGCCCGUUCAGAUCUGAAUUCAGCUAACGGAACAUAUCCAUUCGGUGCCUUAAUGCAGAGAUCACAUGGGGGAAUAGACAUGAAGAUUACCUCCUAUGACAUGUAUAAAGGGUAUGGCAUUCUGGCAGUGAGUGGGCCAACCUGGGACCAGCUGCCCGUCUUCCAGUGGAGCACUUCCCCUUACAAAGACUUGAUGCACAUGGGUCACCCUGAUAUUUGGAAUUUCAAGCCUAUAAAAGUCACCUGGAAAUCUUAAACACAGAACUGGGCUACACAAAGAUUUAUAACUACAAAAAAAUAGAGAUUAUAAACACUAUUGAUUGUCUCAGUAAUUAAAAUUUUUAAAUUGCAAUGUUUCGCUAUUUGCUUGGAUAACAGGAAUAAGAAUUUUGAGUCUCAGGCAAUUGACCAAGAACUAAAAGUCAUUGAUGUGAAUGUCUAUAACUGAUUUUUUUUCCUGAUUUUUUGUUAGAGUUUUAUCAAUUUUAAUGUUCUGGGUUUGUGAUUUACCCCUUUAAGCUGCAUAAGCAAUACAUUUUUAACUUCAGCUGUUUUUUGUUGAUCAGUAUGGUUUUGUUUUGUAAGUUUAUGCAAUAAAAAUGUACUUAAAAAAUUAAAGGUUAACGUUAAUGUUACAGUAUGUUUUGAUUUUGACAAGUACUUGCCGUAAAUCGGAUUGAAAUUUAAUUUUGAAAAUAUAUAUUUUUAAUGUUUUUCAGCACUUGCCAUGUUACUACAUUUAAUUUGAAUCAUUCAAAAUAAAUAAAAAAUC